Dermacentor silvarum is the source of this 716-nucleotide messenger RNA. RefSeq names its product sclerostin domain-containing protein 1. The coding region runs from base 207 to 647 and encodes 146 amino acids. Gene Ontology annotation, molecular function: BMP binding. NCBI's taxonomy places the organism in Eukaryota, Metazoa, Arthropoda, Arachnida, Ixodida, Ixodidae. The transcript has 2 exons. The record is from RefSeq and is a predicted model, not a curated record. Gene Ontology annotation, biological process: negative regulation of Wnt signaling pathway; negative regulation of BMP signaling pathway.
ACAGGGCCCAGACGACGGGGCCCUUGCAGAAAAAUUUCGACGCAGCCAAUCUUUGACCUCGCGGAGCCUGGCGCUCUCGCGCUGCAGACGUAUGACCGAGUGUUGAGCGCGGGGUCUUGCCGAAGGCGUGUACGAGCAAGCGAGCCGCGGUAACAUGUGACGGGGCGCUGAGACGAAUGAUGCUGCGCUGAACAAGGCGCGACGCCAUGAAGAGACAAAUGGAGAUGCUGUUGAGCGUCAAGCUCGUUUUCUUGGUGCUUUGCCUGGCGGGCAGCGCUUUGGGCGCUGUUAGCUACAGCAACGACCAGCAGACGCCAGAAGAUGCGGAUGUCAGGAGAGGGUCCCCAAUGUUGGGCUGCAAGGAGCUGCGCUCCAAGCGCUACAUCUCAGACGGUCACUGCACCUCGGCGCGCCCUCUGUUGGAGGUAGUGUGCGCGGGUGCCUGCUUGCCGCUCGACCAGCUGCCCUGGUAUUCGGACGGAUCGCCCGCAGCGGCCGCCGCCAGCUGGAGCUGCGAACCGGGAGCCGUGCGCCUCAGACGCGUCCACCUGCUCUGUCCCGAUGGAGAGCGAAAGAGUUACAGGGUGCCCGUGGUGCGAGCCUGCAAGUGCGUGCGCAACCUGGAGCAUGCAACACACGGGUCCUGAGACUUCAGGGACGAUGGCCGACCGGCUGCGGUGCGACGAGCUUGGCUUAAAUACAAAACCGAAUUUUUU